ACGAACAAGUGUCGUCAUUUCGUCUGUAAAAAUUAUCCGCGGAAAUGUCAUUCCGAGGGGCUAGUAGAGUUGCUAUCCGCCCUACCCGCCCUCCCUCUUCUUCUCUUUUCCUCAGUCUCGGGUCAUCAUCCCUCUUCGAAAGUGGAACCUAGCCGGGGAUAGUUUAGGAGAACAAAAUUCGAAGAGAUACGUCAGCCGUGUACUAUAUAAAUAGAAUUCAACGAGCCGCGAAUUUAAUUUACUCGGACGAAGUAGACCUCGGGUCGUGCCAUUUAAAGACAAAUUCGUGUCAUCUACCAGUUUAUCUAGAGUUCCAGUUCUUCCGGUGGAAGAUAACCGAGAGCGUUGCUCGAGAACAUGUAUUGCAUAUCGAUUCAACAAACCAAGGAAACCAGGAUGGACUCGGCGGCGGUGUCGCCCAGUGUGCAAAGUCGUGCAAAGGUUCGCAUGGUCCAGUCCGGAACGACGGGAUCCCACCGACAUGUCCGAGGAUACCGAAAGUGAAGAUAGCGAUGCCGAGGGUGGUCUGGGUAAUGUGAACAAGAUGGUAAUGCGACCACCUGGCCACAGCGGCAAAGCCAAGAAAGGCCACAUCUGCUUUGACGCGACCUUUGAGACCGGCAAUCUCGGAAGGGUGGACUUGAUCUCCGAAUUCGAGUACGAUCUCUUCAUUAGACCUGACACCUGCGGGCCCAGGUUACGCCUGUGGUUUAAUUUCACCGUGGACAAUGUGAAAGCGGAUCAACGGGUGAUUUUCAACAUCGUUAACAUCUCUAAGAGUGCGAACCUCUUCCGACAGGGAAUGACACCAUUAGUGAAGAGUAGCACUAGACCAAAGUGGCAGAGAAUACCGCGAGAACAUGUAUUCUAUUAUAAAUCCGCACAGCAUCAGAAUCAUUAUGUGCUCAGCUUCGCUUUCGCGUUUGAUCGCGAAGACGACGUUUAUCAAUUCGCUCUGACGUAUCCGUAUUCGUACACACGUUACAUGGUGCAUCUCGACAAUCUGUGUAGCAGAUUGUUGUACACGAAGAGAGAGACGCUGGCCGAGUCGAUUCAAAAGAGGAAUGUAGAGCUCGUGACUAUAACCUCCGACCUCGAAGACACAGAACGACCUAGAAAAGUGGUCGUCGUCCUCGCUAGAGUUCACCCCGGCGAGUCACCGUCCUCCUUCGUGUGUCAGGGAUUGAUGGACUUCUUGGUCAGCGCGCAUCCAAUCGCUCAAGUUCUAAGAGACUACGUGAUCUUCAAGAUAGUGCCGAUGCUGAAUCCCGACGGUGUCUUUCUUGGAAAUUACAGAUCCACCGUGAUGGGGUUGGACCUGAAUCGAUCCUGGAACUGUAUCUCCGAGUGGAUUCACCCCACUCUGCUCGCGACCAGAGCGAUGUUGAAGUCGCUCGAUAAAAACUCACACACGCCAUUGGAUUGCGUGUUGGAUUUACACGCUCACACCAACGCCACAGGUGUCUUCGUCUACGGAAAUACGUAUGAGGAUGUCUACAGGUACGAGAGGCAUAUUGUCCUGCCGAAAUUGCUAGCUCAACACGCAGAGGACUAUGAACUGGGCAACACCAUGUACAAUCAAGAUCACAACAAAGCCGGGACUGCCCGCCGCUAUCUGUGCUCUAUCCUAAAGGAGCACGUUAACUGCUACAGCAUCGAGGUUUCCAUGUACGGUUACAACAAGAAAGGAAUACCCGGUAUAAUGCCGUACACAGAAGAAGGAUAUUACAGACUAGGUCGCAAUUUGGCACGUGUUUUUCUGGAAUAUUACAAGCUCACCGGGCUUAUCCCUUCGGGGCUUCCCGAUCAACCAUCGAGCAGGCGAGCGCGUCAAUCUCGGCAGAGACAUCGAAUUCCGAGGGAGCCCAGACCGAAAACAGUUCGAACUCCGGCGACCUUGCAUCUAGCUAGUAUCUACGAGUACUUCCGGGAGGAACCUGAGCCGCUCCCGAGCGCUCGUUACCGAUCGAUGAGCGGUACGAGGAUGGGACAGCAGCCCGGAACCGGAAUCACGAGUGAAACUGGAACGGGCGUCGGCGGCGGGUGCAAAAGCCGGAGCUACAGGUUCCGGAGCCCCGGGGCACCGCUCGACAGGGUGCAGACCCUGACGGGGCGACCCGCCGCCGAGCCGCGGCUCACCAUUAUCGAUUUCAAUCAGCUGACGCGGGGUGGUUUGGAGCUCGCAGCCAACAAGAACAAGCCGACGGUACCACACAGGAGGAUCAUUAAGUCGCGCAGAUAGCGAUCGUCUCGGCUCGAAUCGCGUCGGUUGGAAAGAAAAUUUUCGACGAGAAUCUCGACAUCUCCAGGAACGCGGGAGGCAAAUUUCGCGGUAUGCACGAUAUUAUUUUCCACCGUAAGAAACCGGAGUUACCUUCGUGAGAAUGUUGAGGCAAUAUUGGUUCAUGUGAAUGUAGGUGGUGAGGAGAUGAAACCAUCGCAUCGAUUCGCGCUACUUCUGCGCGACGGAAAUAGAAGACUUUUCGACGAGAAGAGGAACGCUGAGAAUGCACUUCAGCUCUUCUGCUGCCUUCUAUUCAAUUGCUAAUAGUUUGUGUUUAUUAUUAUGAAAUUUCCACAUGUACACUAAAUAAUUUGGAAUUUAACAACAUCAUCGAUAAUAGUGCAUUAGGCAAUAUUCCUUUGAUCACUGAUGCACAUAAAUAUCAAUUUUGAACUUUCUCUUACACCAUUCUCACCUUCUUUCUCGUGACAAUAAAUAAUCUUUAAUAAUCUUUCUCAAACAAAUCUCUAACUCGUAUUGCAUAUUUACAGUUUCUAACAUAUAUCUGUUACAUUUCUUAUAUUAUAUUUCUUAAUUGUUUGUAAUACCAUUGUCUAUAUUAUAUUGUGUAUAUGAUAUCAAAACUACUUCUACGUUCGAAAAUAAAAAGAUCUAUAAACUUAAGUAAAACAUAUAAAGCACAUGCUUUCACAUAAUUAAUACCAUUUUCGAAUUGCACCUAGAGCUUCACACGUAAAGCAAUCGCAACAUAUAAAAUUAUAAACAUUGGAUAUUACAUUAUACAAAAUUUCGAAAAAAUAUUAAAUACGAUCCGUCAAAUAAAUUGUCUAACGCAUGAAACCGAGAAAAAAAUUUUCGCGCGUGCGUUGAAACGCAUUAGUUCUUUAAU
Messenger RNA from Pogonomyrmex barbatus (red harvester ant), 3134 nucleotides. RefSeq names its product cytosolic carboxypeptidase 6. The record is from RefSeq and is a predicted model, not a curated record. Gene Ontology annotation, molecular function: metallocarboxypeptidase activity; zinc ion binding. Gene Ontology annotation, biological process: proteolysis. NCBI's taxonomy places the organism in Eukaryota, Metazoa, Arthropoda, Insecta, Hymenoptera, Formicidae.